CAACCAAGAAGAUCAAUUUUAAGCUCAGGGACAGAUGUGGAGGUGAAACUCGAAUUAGAAAGACUGUGUGAUGUUUGGUUUCCCGCACUCAUAAUUAAAGAGAACGAGGAUGCUACUUACUUGGUGAAGUAUCAGAACUCAAGGAAUGGCGAAAGAGUUGAGGCUAAAAUUACUGUAGAUUCUCUUCAUGUCAGACCAACCCCUCCUCACUAUGUUGAUAGAAAUUAUGAGCUGCUGGAAAGUGUGGAUACAGUCUGUGGUUUUGGAUGGCGAGCUGGGGUAAUCACCAAAGUUCUCUCUGAUAAGAGGUAUACUGUGUUUUUCAAGCAUGGAAGUGAGGAUAGGGAAUUUAGUCACUCAGAUUUAAGGCCUCAUUUGGAAUGGACUGAUGGCAAGUGGGUUAGCAAUUCCAAGGAAGUCCUGAUAGCUCCAAGUGAUCAAAAGCAAAUGGGGUAUCUCAAUGAUCGUUUGAAUAAUGCAUACAAUCCUAUACAACUUGGAAGUCCAUGUGGUGCAGAGGAUAACACUGUAGAGAAGACUCCUUGCUCCUCAACCAUAAGAAAUAAGUUGAUGGGUAAGUGGAUGGAGCUGUCUAGUCCUUGCCAUGGAAAUGAGGCGUUGCCAUCACAGAAGAAGACGAUGAAGCUGACAGCUUAUGAUGAAAAUGGUCACAAUUCAUGCUCUCCCAAUCAGUUAAACGAAGGAUAUGUUGCGGAGGCUCCAUUAUCUGUAACGACGACUAAGUCAAUGAACACUCCAAAGAGAACAUCUAGCAAACAAGUACUUCGUGGUUUUGCCACCAUAAGGACAGCGAAUCCAGGAGUUAGAAGCUCAAGAAAAUCCAUGAUCACUAAUCAACCAUCUGCUAAGAGUGAAAGCUCAUAUGUGGUUAUGACAGUUAAGGCAAAGCGACAAAAAGCUGGAGGAUUAGGCUGUCGAACAGUAAAUAUUGCCGGGAGAGGAAGUCUCUCACAAUCAUUAAUCAACUCACCAGAUCCAGCGAUAGGCAAGGAGGGCAGAGCUGGAAUUGAAGCUGCCGACAAAAUUAGUGGAGAGUUUAAAGUGGAAGCUGAUAUACCUGUCAUUAUAGGUCUAAAAGCCACUGAUUGUCUACUGGCUGGAAAGCCUAGUGAAAUCCCUUCUAAGGAUUUGCCAAGGUUAACUGACCAAGACUUACACAGUGCAGUGGGGGAAAAGAGCAUGGAAAUUAAGGAAGAGAAACCUGGAGGAAGCAGUCAAAGAAGAAAGAGGGGAAGGCCACGGAAAUUAGUAAUUGCAAGGCCAGAUGCUCCGGAAUAUGGUAAGGAAUACAAAGGGCCUGGAAGCGCAGCUGCUGAAAUUGUUGUAAAAGAUCGUAUAACUAAUGAAGUUGAAUUGCCCAGAGCGACAGGGGUGGAGCCUGCAGGUAACAUAGGAUUGCAACUUCCUGAAAUUUGUUUACAGUUUUCUCACGUGGAAGAUCAAAAUCUUGCAAUUGUUUGAUAAGCUUUUGAUUUA
Carica papaya (papaya) is the source of this 1497-nucleotide messenger RNA. Lineage: Eukaryota; Viridiplantae; Streptophyta; Magnoliopsida; Brassicales; Caricaceae. The record is from RefSeq and is a predicted model, not a curated record.